Drosophila busckii is the source of this 3697-nucleotide messenger RNA. RefSeq names its product pre-mRNA-splicing factor CWC22 homolog (gene ncm). The transcript is spliced from 3 exons. The coding region runs from base 83 to 3583 and encodes 1166 amino acids. Gene Ontology annotation, biological process: mRNA splicing, via spliceosome. Gene Ontology annotation, molecular function: protein binding; RNA binding. NCBI's taxonomy places the organism in Eukaryota, Metazoa, Arthropoda, Insecta, Diptera, Drosophilidae. Gene Ontology annotation, cellular component: catalytic step 2 spliceosome. The record is from RefSeq and is a predicted model, not a curated record.
AAAGUCAUCAAGCACCGCGUUUGCCAACGUUUAGCAGUAAAAAUUUUCAAUUAACUUUUUGGUGAAUUUACGCGUUUUCGCGAUGCCCAGCAGCGACGCAGAAAAUGACUCUAGCAAUAGCUCGAGCAGCAGCAAUAGUAGCAGCGCCAGCGGCUCAAGCAGCAGCUCCAGCAAUGAAAGUGCAAGUGAUGCUGGCACCAAUGGCAGUGCCAGCCGGCCAAGUGAAAAGGAAGAAGGAGAACUAGACGCAACGGCAGCUGACCAGCCUGAAGAAGAACAGGGCCAGCAGGAAGAGAAGCUCACACGACAAGAUCGUGAAAAGGAACAGUCGCCGCUGCUUGAACAAAGCACAUCGGAUUCGACUGACACGUCUGCGAAGCAAAACGAAGCAGAUGCAGAUGCAGAACCGACAGCUGAGACGCAAGCAGAUAAAACUAUAGAAGAAGAUGCCGAGAACAACACUACAGUGCAUACUAAUGGAAAUACUAAAGAGAAGACGCCAGACUCGGAUGCGGCGGACAAUAUAGAAGAGGGUGAAAUAAGCGAUAGAGACGACGAUGAUGUCCCGGUGAUAAGAUCCACAGUAGCAGUAGUUAAGCCGCAAAUUGCAAGCCAAGUGCGUAAACGCAGUCGUAGCGCUAACAGACGUCGCAGCCGCAGUCGCAGUCAUAGUCGACGUAAAAAACGCAGUCGCAGCUUGAGCGCACAACGUCCACGUUCCAGUUCAGUGGAGAGACGACGCAUUGAGCGUCAAAAGCGCCACGAAGAGCGCGAUAAACGCGAUGGACAGCGACAACGCGAGCGUGAGCAGCGGCAUCAGCGUGAAGGUUCUAAGCGUAAGGAUCGCGCUCCAAGCGCAGAGCAUGAGGAUAACGCCACUGUCAGCGUGCCAGCAGCUAAGAUAAGCGAGCGUCAGCGUCGCACAGUGGACGUGUUGACGUCACGCACGGGUGGAGCCUAUAUACCGCCGGCUAAACUGCGCCUAAUGCAGGCGGAGAUUACCGACAAAGCUUCGGCCGCAUAUCAGCGCAUAGCUUGGGAAGCGCUUAAGAAAUCCAUACAUGGUUACAUCAACAAAGUGAAUGUAACCAACAUAGCCAUUAUAACACGCGAACUUCUGCGCGAAAACAUUGUGCGUGGUCGUGGCUUGCUCUGUCGCAGCAUUAUCCAAGCUCAAGCGGCCUCACCCACCUUUACGCAUGUCUACGCCGCCUUGGUAGCCAUUAUCAAUUCCAAGUUCCCGAACAUAGGGGAACUGCUGCUCAAGCGCUUGGUCAUACAAUUCCGACGUGCCUUUAGACGUAAUGAUAAAAUGGUUUGCAUGUCUGCCACUCGUUUCAUUGCUCAUCUUGUUAAUCAACGCGUGGCGCAUGAAAUUUUAUCACUGGAGAUGCUGACGCUGCUUGUGGAAAUGCCCACCGAUGAUUCGGUUGAGGUGGCCAUUUCGUUUCUUAAGGAAUGCGGCAUGAAGCUAACGGAGGUCUCAUCCAAAGGCAUUGGCGCUAUAUUCGAAAUGCUGCGGAAUAUCUUGCAUGAGGGCAAACUGGACAAGCGUGUUCAGUAUAUGAUUGAGGUGCUGUUCCAGGUGCGCAAGGAUGGCUUCAAGGAUCAUCCGGCAAUUGUGCACGAACUGGAGCUAGUCGAAGAAGACGAUCAGUUUACGCAUUUGAUGAUGCUGGACGAAGCCACCGAAACAGAGGAUAUACUGAAUGUCUUUAAAUUUGACGACGCCUUUGCUGAGAAUGAGGAAAAGUACAAGGUACUUAGCUAUGAAAUAUUGGGCAGCGAAGCGAGUGGCUCUGGCAGCGGCGACUCCAGCGGCUCGGGCUCCGGCUCAGACAGUGAUACAGAAGGCGGCUCCGGCGCUGAGGGAACAGCUGAGCAGGCUGGCGAUAUUAUUGACAAUACGGAAACAAACUUAAUCGCAUUACGUCGCACAAUUUAUUUGACUAUCAACUCCAGUUUGGACUAUGAGGAGUGUGCACACAAGUUGAUGAAGAUGCAGUUGAAGCCUGGCCAGGAGGGCGAACUGUGCCACAUGUUUCUCGAUUGUUGUGCUGAGCAGCGUACUUAUGAGAAAUUCUAUGGACUCUUAGCGCAACGAUUUUGUAGCAUUAACAAAAUCUAUAUACCGCCAUUCGAGGAGAUCUUCCAGGAUACUUAUCAGACGACGCAUCGUCUGGACACGAAUCGUUUGCGUAAUGUGAGCAAGUUCUUUGCACAUUUGCUGUUUACAGAUGCAAUUAGCUGGGAUGUGCUUGAGUGCAUCAAGCUGAAUGAGGACGAUACCACUUCAUCCAGUCGCAUUUUUAUAAAGAUUCUGUUCCAAGAGCUGGCGGAAUAUAUGGGCCUCGGCAAGCUGAAUGCAAAGCUUAAGGAGGAUGUGCUGCUGGACAGCUUGGCGGGACUGUUUCCCAAAGACAAUCCACGCAAUACGCGCUUUUCAAUCAAUUUCUUUACUUCCAUUGGUCUGGGUGGACUUACCGAUGAUCUGCGACGUUUUUUGAAGACUGCUCCCAAGGUGGUGCCUGCUAUAAAUGCAGAGAUUCUCAACAGCGGCACCAAUCCUUUCAAAGAGGGUGGAGCAGCAACAGCAGAAGGUGCAGUCGUAGUUUCAAGCAGUGACAGCAGCAGCGAAAGCAGUGAGAGCAGCAGCGACAGCGAGGACAGCUCCAAUUCCGACUCCAGCGAACCCGCACGCAAACGCAAGCGCAAGGAUAAAGAGUUGAAGAAAGCCAAGUCCAAGAAGCAUGAUAAGAAGCUGCAGAAAAAGGAGAAGCAGAAGAGAAAGAAAAAGGAGAAACAAAAAAUGAAAAAGGCAGCUAAGAAAAAGUCCAAACGCCAACGCAAAGUGAAGAGCAGCAGCAGCAGCAGCAGCGAGAGCGAGACCGGCAGCAGCGAUGAAGAUAGCGACAGCAGUUCAAGCAGCGACACAUCCAGCAGCAGCAGCGGUGCCAGCGCUAAGAAGGAGCAGCUCAAGAGCCAACGCAGGCAACGCGGCGCUAGCAAAAGCAAAGAGCAAACAAUCGUUGUCAAGCGCCGCGACAGCGAUGACUUCAAUCUGGAGGGACCAGUGGCAGCAGCACCGCAGACGCCAGCGACGCAGCGACAGCAGAAUGGACAUGGCAGGCUGCAAUCCGAAAGGGAACGCUCGCGAGAGCGACAACGGCCUAGAGAACGGGAGCGUGAAAGGGAACGACAGCCAGAGCGAGAGCGUGAACGACAGCCAGAGCGUGAGCGUGACCGGGAACGACAGACAGAGCGUGAGCGUGAACGGGAACGAGAGUCAGAGCGUCGGGGGCAACGUCAUGAUGAGGAGCAAAGAGGAAAACGUAAGCGUUCCACUGAACGCGUGCAAGAACGUCCAAGGGAGCGUGAGCGCUCGCGCGACAAACAAAGGGACAGAGAGCGGGAUCGUGAGCGUGAUAAUCAUAGAGACAGAGAGCGGGAUCGGGAGCGUGAACGUGAGCGAGAUAAUCGACCAACACGUCGGGAUAGAGAACGCGAGCGUCAUGAUUCACCACGACGCCAUCAUCAGCAUCAGCAACAUCAACGACGCAGCGUGUCCAAGGAGCGAGGCUAAUGCCUGCACCCUCUCCUCAUUGCAUUAUUAAUUGUAAUUAUAAUUUUGUCAACUGUGUACAAAGCAAACGAUCUGAGCCCCGCAGCAACAAUAUCAAAUGUACAAAAAAUAUAU